Paramacrobiotus metropolitanus is the source of this 1811-nucleotide messenger RNA. RefSeq names its product cathepsin L-like. The record is from RefSeq and is a predicted model, not a curated record. NCBI's taxonomy places the organism in Eukaryota, Metazoa, Tardigrada, Eutardigrada, Parachela, Macrobiotidae. The transcript is spliced from 16 exons. Gene Ontology annotation, molecular function: cysteine-type endopeptidase activity. Bases 138 to 1595 code for a protein of 485 amino acids. Gene Ontology annotation, cellular component: lysosome.
UCUUACACUGCUUGGUCAUUGCCAUGCUGCAUUUGCCGCACGAAUUUUCACGUGUUUCCAAGUGCAGAAACUAUGCGCUGACUAUUUUUGUUUAUUUCCGUGUGACGAGCUCACGUUUUUUACAAUAAAUUGUCGCGAUGAAAGCUGUUCAGACAGCGAUUUUGACAGUUCUGAUCAGUGUAUCAUGGGCUGUUUUACUUCGCGAUCCCAAAAAACUGCCAUGUGAAGAGUAUGAUUUGUUUGAUCCACCAACCAAAAUUCUGCGAGAGGCGAAUGGCGCUAGUCCACCGGAAACCAGCGAAGAUCUUGCUCACCAGGUGGUUCAUCAGCUCAAUGCACGAACGAAUUCCUUGUUUAAGUCCAUGGUAGUCCAAGUGAAGCACUCUCACAAACAAAACGAUGGGAACGAACGGUUGACCUUUUACCAAGUGGAAACUAAGUGCAGAAAUAAUGGGAAACCGCCUCAUACCCUCAUCGGCUGUCCUUAUCGACAGCAAGGAAAAGUACAAGAAUGUACCGCUACAAUCACACCUGGAACACACAUUAAGGAUGACAGCGUCGCUUGUAAGCCGGCGCACUUCGGACAAAUUUUAGGAACGAGCUCGAAUGAUUUUGAUCAUGUCGACUGGGCUGACCUGCAGCAACUUCAAGACUUGCCACUGACGGGUUUUCGGACACCAUCGCAUGAGAACUUUAAAUGCUUCAAACUGCGUUUUGGAAAGACUUAUGCUACUCAAGAAGAGCAUGAUCGGAGGUUCAAGUUGUUCCAGACAAAUAUGAAACGUGCGUAUUUGUAUCAAAUCACUGAACAGGGAACCGGCACUUACGGCCCAACAAAGUUCAGCGAUUUAACAGUGGAAGAAUUCCGAAGCCUGUACACGGGAUUAAAACCUUUGCCAAACUGGAACAAAAAUCUUCGAGCUGCACAAAUACCGGACAAUGCCAACGCUCUUCCGGAAGCCUUUGACUGGCGGAACAAAAGCGCAGUAACUCCUGUAAAAGACCAGGGUCAGUGUGGAUCGUGCUGGGCGUUUAGUACAACCGGAAAUAUAGAAGGACAGUGGGCGAUCAAAAAGGGCAAAUUAAUUUCAUUAUCGGAACAAGAACUAGUGGACUGUGAUAAAGUGGACCAAGGCUGUGGAGGAGGACUCCCCAGCAAUGCGUAUAAAGCGAUCAUCGAUAUUGGCGGCUUGGAGAACGAAGCCGAUUAUCCCUACGACGGAAGAAACGAUAAAUGCACGUUCAAGAAGGAAAAAGUUAUUGUGUACAUCAACGAUUCCGUGGAAAUCAGCCAGGACGAAACUGAAAUGGCGCAAUGGCUAGUGGAUAACGGCCCGAUAUCUAUCGGAAUCAAUGCCAAUGCAAUGAUGUUGUACAUGGGGGGAAUAUCGCAUCCAUGGAAAGUCGUUUGCAGUCCAAAAAACCUUGAUCACGGAGUACUUAUCGUCGGAUACGGAAAAGAUGGGAAAAAUCCUUACUGGAUAGUGAAAAACAGUUGGGGUCCGCACUGGGGUGUUAAGGGAUACUAUCUUGUUUACCGCGGGGAUGGGACUUGCGGGUUAAACCAGAUGUGCACGUCGGCAGUCGUGAAGUAAAUGUCAUUGCCUUGCGGGUCAUCGGAAAAGUGGAUAGUAGACUGGAUACUGUACCCUCUAACUGCAAAUCAAAGUGACCUUCGAACCUGGAGUUUGCUCAGGAUGCCAUUUGAUUUCUUUAUUAUUAAUCAGCCAUUACUUUGUACAUUUCACCAGUUCACGUCGUAUAUAGUUUCAUUUUUAAAAAAAGUUAGUACCAUAAAAAAUCAAACACAC